Messenger RNA from Dromiciops gliroides (monito del monte), 1077 nucleotides. RefSeq names its product vascular endothelial growth factor B (gene VEGFB). Lineage: Eukaryota; Metazoa; Chordata; Mammalia; Microbiotheria; Microbiotheriidae. The transcript is spliced from 6 exons. Gene Ontology annotation, molecular function: chemoattractant activity; growth factor activity; vascular endothelial growth factor receptor 1 binding. Gene Ontology annotation, biological process: vascular endothelial growth factor signaling pathway; positive regulation of mast cell chemotaxis; positive regulation of angiogenesis. Bases 16 to 831 code for a protein of 271 amino acids. Gene Ontology annotation, cellular component: membrane. The record is from RefSeq and is a predicted model, not a curated record.
GCGUGUCUGGGUCACAUGAGCCGCUCGGGCUCGGCCCCCCGCAGCCCCGGCCGCCCGUGUCCCCGCCGCCACCGCCACCACCGCCGCCUCGUCGGGCACAGCGCCGCCGCCUGCGCCCAGCGGCCCCGCCAUGGGGCUCCCCUCGCGCCUGCCCCCGCCCCCGGGCUAGGACGAUGCAGGAGCCCCGCGGGCACCAUGAGCCCCCUCCUGCUGGCCGCCCUGCUGCUGCUGCUGCAGCCGCUGCCCCCUGGAGCCCCGGCGCAGACAUCCAGCUCCCCACCCGAGGGGCCCCAGCACCAAGAGAAAGUGGUUCCCUGGCUGGAGGUGUUCAGCCGAGCCUCCUGCCAACCCCGGGAGGUGCUGGUGCCCUUGAGCGUGGAGUUCCCAGGCGAGGUUGCCCACAGGCUGGUGCCCAGCUGUGUGACCCUGCAGCGCUGUGGAGGCUGCUGCCCUGAUGAGGCUCUGGAAUGUGUACCUACUAGCCAGCGCCACGUCCGAAUGCAGACCAAAAAAGGCCACUUUUGUGAAGCCAACCAGCCUCAGGCCCCAAUGUCCCAGAUGUGCUCAGAGGCGACAGCGCCCCGAUCCUCGAACCUGCACCUGUCGCUGCAGACGCCGAAGCUUAUUGCGUUGCCAAGGGCGGGGCCUAGAAUUCAACCCAGAUACCUGCAGGUGCAAGAAGCUUCGAAGGUGACACAGUUUUUCCUGGAUCCUGAUGGGACGUCCCUGAGCCCAUGGUGGGAUGAGGGAGCCCUAGUGGGUCACAGCACCAGUGGCUACAUCUGGGGAGGAAGCUACUGCUGCCAAGGAGCCGCAGACCCCUUGGAGUGAUCUGUCCCCCUAAGCUGCUGUGUUGAAGGGGAGUUCACUGGUUUGGGGGAAAAGGGAAUCCACUCUCCUCUAUUUAAUGCCCUCCCUUGUCCAGACAAGGACCUUGUUGCAGAAUUCUCACUGCCUUCCCCUGCCACUUGACAAUGGGAUGAGGAAAGGUGGGGAGACCCCAAAGCCACCAAGAAUGUUUUUGGCUUUGGUACAUGGACUGUGUGACCCCCAGACCUCAUAAAAGAGAUGAAAAGA